AUGAUAUCCCUCGCAGGGAAAGCCGCCCUCAUCACCGGUGGGAGCCGCGGCAUCGGCCUGGCAAUAGCCACCCGCCUGGCCAACGAGGGCGUCUCAUGCCUCCUGGUCGCCCGCAACGCCGACACCCUCAAGGCAGCAUGCUCUCAGCUGCCCCAGAAGACAACAGGAACACGGCCACACGGCUUUUUUGCGGGCGAGGCUGGCGACACGGCCAUUUGGGACUCCAUCGGGCGACAGCUGGCAGCCGACAAGAACGAGGUCGACAUCCUCGUCAACGCAGCCGGCGUCUCGCAGAACUCGCUGCUCGCGCGCACCACCGCGUCUGACAUCUCCACCAUCCUGGAUACCAACCUGCGCGCCGCCGUGCUGGCGUCCAAGGUCGUCGGCAAGCAGAUGAUGCGCAGGGACGCCGCCGCCCGCCGGGGCUGCAGCAUCAUCAACGUCUCAAGUGUCAUGGCUUCCAGGGGCGGCACAGGCGCGUCUGUCUACGCGGCGAGCAAGGCGGGCCUUCUCGGCCUCACGUCUGCCCUCUCUCAAGAGCUAGGCCAGUUCCAAAUCCGGGUCAAUGCCCUAGUCCCAGGCUACAUCCAGACCCAGAUGAUCGAGAACCUCAAUGAAGAGAAGCUCAGCAGCCAGAUUCCACUCGGAAGGGUAGGCAGAGCCGAAGAGGUCGCAGACGCCGCCUUUUUCUUGGCCACAAACUCGUAUGCCAACAAUUGCAUCCUCAACAUUGACGGUGGGUUGAGCGCGGCCAAUCAAGGUUUCGUAAGCCGUGGGAGUUCGUGA
This is a messenger RNA of Diaporthe amygdali, 786 nucleotides long. RefSeq names its product 3-oxoacyl-acyl carrier protein reductase. The coding region runs from base 1 to 786 and encodes 261 amino acids. The transcript is spliced from 3 exons. Lineage: Eukaryota; Fungi; Ascomycota; Sordariomycetes; Diaporthales; Diaporthaceae. The record is from RefSeq and is a predicted model, not a curated record. Gene Ontology annotation, molecular function: oxidoreductase activity, acting on the CH-OH group of donors, NAD or NADP as acceptor.